This is a messenger RNA of Cuscuta campestris, 1564 nucleotides long. The record is from the annotation of a GenBank genome assembly. Lineage: Eukaryota; Viridiplantae; Streptophyta; Magnoliopsida; Solanales; Convolvulaceae.
AAUAUGACAUCUUUUGUUUUUCGAAGAUAUAUACAUAUAAAUUUCUAGAUUCAAAUAUUAAAUCAUUUUAAUUUUUUUACAUAACUUCAUAUAUAAGGUUUGUACACUAAAAUCUUACGGAGUACUUUUUAAAUAUGUUAAGAGCUGAGCUAAAACUCCUCAUACAGCUAGCAGAACCGCCAUGGAAACCCAAAUGAUGAUGGAAACCCAGCUCCCAGCUGAACUAUUGUUCCCCUCAAAAGAAAAAUCCUUUUUGGGAGACCGCAUGAUCGAUCGUGACUUCGUUCAGCCCAUCGAAAACAGGCCAAAGCUUUCCGAAACCGAAGCCGAAGGCAUACCCUUAAUAGACCUCUCCGCGGUCCUCCAGAACGGCGAUUGUGACGAGACAAUUGUGUCGCAAAUUGGCAACGCGUGCAGGGUCUGGGGCUUUUUCCAGGUGGUCAACCACGGCGUUUCCGAAGGGAAGCGCCUUGAGAUGGAAAAAGUGGCCCGGUCCUUUUUCGGACAGAGUGUGGAGGAGAAGAGAGAGGUGAGGCGGGACGAGGAGAACGUGCAUGGGUAUCACGACGGCGAGCACACCGUCAACGUUAGAGACUGGAAAGAAGUGUUUGAGUUUGCUUUGGAGAGUCCUUAUCUCUUGCCUCGUUCCCAAAACCCCGAUGCUGCCCAUGAAAUAAGUGAGGUCUAUAAUCUAUGGCCCAAACACCCCCCUCAAAUGAGGAAGGUAUCUGAAGAAUACGGGAAGGAGAUGGAGAAGCUUGGGUUCAAAUUAAUGGCACUCAUUGCUCGGAGCCUGGGCUUGCCGGCUGAUACGUUCGAGCCGUUUUACAAGACCCAGACUUCGACAGUGAUGCUCACCCAUUACCCACAAUGCCCGUUCCCCCACCUGGCUCUCGGCGUCGGUCCCCAUUCCGACAGCGGCGCUCUGACCAUCCUCUACCAAGACGACGUCGGUGGGCUCGAGGUCAAGAGGAAAUCCGACGGCGAGUGGGUGCGCGUCAAGCCCAUCCCCGACGCCUACAUCAUCAAUCUCGGAGCGGUCAUUCAAGUUUGGGCGAAUGAUGUAUAUGAGAGCGUGGAGCACAGGGUGGUGGUGAACUCCACCAGGGAGAGGUUCUCUAUUCCCUUCUUCUUCAACCCGGCGCAUGACACCAUGGUGAAGCCAUUGGAUGGGCUCACAGAUGGCCGAAACCCGGCCAGGUACACGCCGUACAACUGGGGAAUGUUUGACGCGUCCAGGAAGCUGAGCAAUUUCAGGAAGCUUGAUUUCAAGAACGUCCAAAUUGACGAUUUCAAAAUCUCGAAUUAGAUUGCCCGAGCGAGAAACGUCAUUUAAUUUAUAUAAAAAAAAAAUUGAGGUUUGGAUCUGUGUGAAUUUCGGCAUUGUGUGAGGGAAUAAAUGAAUAAUGAAGCCCAUCAUCAUGAGUCAUGACGACAUGUAAGAGGGAACGGAUAAUAAUGUCAUGAAUUGAUAGUGCGGCAAUAAAUGUAAUCCCGUCUCUAUCCUGAUGUUUUGAUUUCUUUCUAUGUGUACUCCCGUCCAAAAUAAAUUACUCCAUUGAAA